GGGGGGGACACGACAGGGGUAGGAACAUAGCUAAGCAGCUCCGUCCCUGAGAUCUGGGUACAUCUAUUUGCUGUGAUGUCCCUUAGGGGGCUACAGCCUGCAGGGAUGCUCUGGGCCAGUGAACAGAGAGAAACAAGCUUUUAGGCCCAAUCUCGCUUUCAAAAAGAGAAGGGGAGAGAAGAGGAGAAAUCUUUUGUUUGGUGUCUCUUGGCAAUCGACUAGCCGUGUUGGCCAAAUUCUUUUAAUCUGUAUCACUGCUCACAGCUGUGGGACUGCAUUCCCAUUUUUAGUUUUUACCUAACCUCCUCUUCCUCCCCUCCUCCCCCCCCCCCAAUCUCAAGCCACCUCCUUUAUUAAAAAUAAUAUAUAUAUGUGUAUAUAUAAAAUUGUAUUCCUCUUUAGAAGAAGGGGCAGGAGGUGAAGUUUAGUUAUAUACCAUGGAAAAUUGACUCCAAAGUAUGCAGAAGUGUCUGUAUUCAGAGUACUAAAAAAAAAAAAAAACCCUUACUUUUAUUAUUAUUAUUUUUUUAAAAACCUGGGUGUUAUGGAGUUGCGGUUACUUUGUUGUGUUAACUACAGAAGCUGAGACUGUGCGGAUGAAUGGCACAGAACAAGAGAGCAUAAUGGAGGCAAUCAACCGUUAGGCUGGUUCACAAUGCAAUCCAGGCAAUUAAAAGCUCACCAGAGUUUAAAUGAAAUGGUUCUACUUAUUUCUGUGCACCACGCUGCACAGGCUAUUAUUUAUGUCUCUUUUUUUAAUUAUGAUUUCCCUUAAACUGUCAAAUAACUCAGAAUAGCGGGGUCUCGGAGGCGAUAAGAAUUUUCCACGGAACAAUUUGCAUGCCAAUCUAAAACUAGUUACCACUCUCGAUGCGCUGCAUGCAAGCUCUGAAAUGUUUCUUCCCUUCUGAAACCUUAACUUUCUUUCUUUUCUUUUUCUUUUUUUCUUUUUUUAAGUCUGUGCGUAUUGUCCUGAAUAAUUGGAGCACUGAGUGCUUAUAGGAUAGAGCUGCAAAGUGGGAGAGCCUCUGAAAAGCACUCUCUCUUUUAUUUUUUAUCUUCUGCUGGAUCUCCAGCUCUCUUGCUGACUGCACAUUGUCUGUCAGUAUUCUGUCUUCUAAAGACCACUGCCCUGAUAUGUAAUUUGCCCCAAACUGAUUUUUAUUUUUUUCUUAUUUUGAAGUAGAGCAAGUUUUCCCUCUCUUGCUGUGCAUCCCCCUGUCCUUGGUUUAACUGUGUGUGCUGCAGUGAAGGAGGAGUGAGUGGGCUCUAAAAGUUUGUGAGUGCUGUGGUGUGAGAGAGCAUCCAGUGCUGCCCCCGAACAUCCCCUGUGCCAUGAACCACAGCUGUCCUUGCGGCCUCUUGGUUCCUGCAGGGACCGGUCCUGCGCACAGAUGCUGCUAGCAGAGCUCGUUCUGUCAGAGCUCUACACCCUGGUUCCGGAAAAGGUGAUCUGAGUGACAUGAGUUCACGUCUCUGCCUUCCGUCAGGAGUCUGACUUAGCCUUUUCCAGCGAUCCUUCCUCUUUAUCCUGGAAUUCAUAGCUGCAGAUCCCUUGUCAGUGUUUCCUUGCGCAUUAACAACCACUGCCAGGGACAGGAGUCACUUGUAUCCAACUUAUCUGGAGAGACAGGGAGGGAUGGUGGAGCUUACAGGCUGGGUUAGGAAGUUCUCUCAUCAGGAAUGUGGAUUGCCGUUAGAAGUCUUAUUCCUGACUGCUGCAGUUCGUGUGCGGUGUCCUGGGGUUUGGCGAGGGGGAAGGAGAGAGGGAUGGUGAGCAGGAUGGGGAAAGUGAAUUGGGCUGAAAUAGAAGGGGUUCGCCUGGCAGCGACAGGCACUGAAAUGUCUCUGUACUGAGUGCAGAUCUGCUCCGGGAUGCAGAUCAUGGACAGAAGUUUACCAAACUAAAGGGAAAACCGGGUUCAGUUUUUGCAGCCUGGGUGUAGCACUUUGGAGCCGUCCGUGUUUGCUCUGCCUUCUGAGGGAGGGGGCAGCAGGGUGGCCAGUCAGCACGCUGUGCUCCCGGCAUCAUCUCAGGGUGCCCUGGGUGCGGUCAGCCUCAGAGCUCCUGUCUGCACCUGGGGAUAGCCAGCUGUGGGGCUGCAGCCUGUGGGAGCUGCAGGUACGCUGACUGCUGCUCUGGGCAGCUGAAAGCACACACACGCUAUGUGGGAAGUGUCACUGUACUGGAGAUCUGAUGGGAGCAUUAAAGGGAGGAGAGAUGGUCUGGGAGGUGAUCUGCAUUAGGCUGGGUUAUGCCAUACAGGAGAAGUAAUCAAGUAUUCCGUUCUUGGAAUUAAGUGAUUUAAUCCAGGUCUGUGAAUAAAAGGGCAUGUGCAGAGAAUUCGGAGCUGCGUAAAGCACUUCUUGGGGCACUGCUUGUGUUUUGUUUUGAUUAUUCUAUGUCUCCAAAAAAAAAAAAAAAAAACCUUUUUUUUUUUUAAUAUAAUGAAGCAGUAGUUUAAUUUUAACUUUCAUUAAAAUAGAAGCAGCUUCGUUGUAAGUAAAGUGUGAAAAACAUCAGGUCUGUCUAAAAGGAAAAGCAUUCCUUCCCUCCUAUAGCUGCUGCAUACUGAAUCCUUAAUCUGGACAUGCUGCCAGCAGGAUGUCAGGGCCACCUUCUCCUCACCUCGAGCUCAGAAGCGUGGGGCUGUUAGCAGUGCCUCCGAGUGGUGCCUGCCCCUUUCCACUUCUCUCUGUAAGGAGGGUUUGGGCUAACCAGCGUGACAGCGCUCCGUCUGCUUUCCGAACGUAACAAGAGCCUCAAAACAGUGCCAGACUGUGUGCCACACAGCGCGUGCUGGGCUUGUAUUUGUAACACAAUAAUCUGGUGUUUGCAGCGUAUUCCUUAAGAAUUACCGUGCUUGAUUGCUGCAGUAAGCUUAGAUGCUGGCUCAUUGCUGUUGCAUCUCGUUCCCCUUGUGGAGCGCAGGGCAGCCCAUCAGCUGGGAUCAGGGACGCAGCGCUCCUUAUCAGCCAACAAAAUUUCUACAUUACGAUUUUUUUUCUUUAAAGCCCUUAACUGCGUUAGCCGCUAGUUUAUCCUGGCUUCCCUCAAGCUAAAGAUUAAAGUCCCAGAGCAGCCCUUCUCGCUUCUGAACUUUGUCACUGAGUUCCACGAAGUUGAUGCCAACUGCGGUCUGUUUUGUGUGCCUGUCCUCCGCUUGGUGGUAGAGGGGCUCAGGGGUAAGCGUGCCAUGGGCUCUGAGGGGGUAUUUAUGUAUAUGCAACUUCACAGAUUAAGCCUUUUCACCAAGCAAAUAUAUCGGCGAUCCUACAAGACUGCCCUGUACCAUUGGUCUGGUACAGGCGCUUUACAAAAGUCUCUGCUGUUUUCGGUGUUCUUAGUCGUUUGCUUGUAGCUGUGUUACCUUGCUGCUUCACGCCUGCACCCUGGGCUUAGGGGAGCCCUCUGGCAGCUGCAUAUGCUGUGGCGCUUGCUCAGGACGAGCGCUGUGUGUUCUUUCCCAGCCCUGCCCAGCCGCAGAGCCCGUGCAGGUCGCAGGUUCUCAUCCUCCCACUUGGGAAUGAGAAACAGACCUUAUGAGUUGCCGAGUGGUAUAGGAGCUGCGAGAAGAGCAUUGAUUGGAAGGUAAUGGGAAGGCAGCAAUGCCAAUUUGAUACUUAUGGAUAGAGAAAUAAAGACCUUGGAUUAUCUUAUUAGGAGCUAUAGAUGCUCGGCAGCAGUAUUGCCACGGUACUUUGGGGUGCUCACUAGGAGAACUGUCUCUGUAAUCAAACAGCUAAUUUAACAGACAAAUAUAUUCGUCCAAAAUGCAUGGUAGAAUGUGUUGCAAAGCUAAGAGUGGGGAUGUUAUAUGUUAUUUGUUGACCAGCUUCACAGGUGAAAGUUGUGAGUUCAGCUUGAUAAACCCUGCACAGUCACAUAGCUGGCUCUACGCUUGCUGCGGUCCACGUACAUUCAAUGCGUUUCACGUACACGUAUGGAUCCCUGGGAUGCCUCAGCUUGCACAGCAUUUAGCCUCUUGUCUUCACAGUGCUGAUAUUCAUAAAGGCACGCUGUACCAUCACUUCAAAGAUUACACUCAUUUUCAUGUUUUCCUUAUGAGACCUUUAAAAAUAAGUAAAAUAAAACAGCAGCCAGUGCGUGUUCUCUCUACCUGAGACUGCCUUUCUGAGGUAGUGUGCUGCGGCACCAACGGAGAUGCGCUGAUAGAAGCUGGGGCUGCAAAGCUUUCCUAAGAGCAGUAGUGUAGUGUUCUUGAUGAGGAGCUCUUGAAUUUGCUGUUCUUUGUUACAAGACUAUUUGACCUUUCCCAGUCGCUGCGUUAAGAACGGGGUGCCGUGCCCUGAACUUGGGAGAAGGAUUCUCCUGUCGGCAAAAGCGUUUAUUUUCAUCUUACAAAAUUCUCGUCGUGAUGCUCAGAUGCACUCUAAUGAAUAGCAAUUUUUUUUUUCGGUUGUAUCUCUGAUUGGCUUAAAACAGUGAGAUAACCUAGUAAUCGAACUGCGUGUCUGUUUGCUUUCCUCUCUGAUGCCUGUUUGAUGUACAGCAAAGCGUCCACAAGGCUAUGAUUUUGCUUCUUCUAAGAAAUGACUUUCAGAGGAUCAGUGUGAGUGUAAUCGGCUGGCAGUUUGUGAGACCAGCCAAGAGAGACCAGUCUGUAAGCACUUUGGGGCAGUGACCUCCUCUCCCCAUUUACAGCAAAACUGAGGGCCAUCGAUUUCUUUUGUAUGGAUCUCUGGAAGGCAGCUGCAGUGCUCCACAUGCCAUCGCUCAACUGUAUUCCACUUUUGCCCAUUCUGUCCCUUAAACAGCGGUUCAAGGGCUUGAAUUGUUAUUUAAAUACUCUCCGAUAUUGCGUUCAAAGGUAUAUAUAAUUAAUGGGCACCACUGGACUCCUUUUCCCAAACUAUCUAUUGGAUAAAAUUGAGAUUAGAGAGUAGGGCAGAGAUUUAUUAUUAUUAUUAUUGUUAUUAUUAUUAUUAUUUUCUGUGACAAACUGGCAACAGUCUGACCUUGUGCAGCUUAUUUAAGGUCAGAGUUUUCAGCAGGUCCUUAGACUGAAGGAUGCAAUGAGAGAUGCUGGUACUGAAGUCUCUGUACAUCUGAUUGCUUCAUUCUUGUGCCUAAGAAUGAAAAUCUUAAAAAACAAAACAACCCCUGCUGCAAAAAUAUCUGGGCAAAACCUCCCUGUACCUCUGGCCCCGUACCUUUGAUAGCUUCAGUCUUUCCAUCUCUAGAAUCUGGAGUGCUCAUAUGCUAAACAUUGAGUAUGCUGGGCAAAAGUAUACAAAUGCUCUCAGUCCAGCCAGACACCAAGCCGAAAGGUUGUGCUGGCUGCAACCGUAAGAUUAAAGACCGAUAUCUUCUAAAGGCCCUGGACAAAUAUUGGCAUGAAGACUGCUUGAAAUGUGCCUGCUGUGACUGCCGCCUGGGGGAGGUGGGCUCCACUCUGUACACCAAAGCCAACCUUAUCCUUUGUCGCAGAGACUACCUGAGGUUAUUUGGCGUUACAGGAAACUGUGCUGCCUGCAGUAAGCUCAUACCUGCUUUUGAGAUGGUGAUGAGAGCUAAGGACAAUGUUUAUCACCUGGACUGUUUUGCAUGUCAACUUUGUAAUCAGAGAUUUUGCGUUGGAGACAAAUUUUUCCUGAAGAACAACAUGAUUCUGUGCCAGACAGACUAUGAGGAGGGUUUGAUGAAAGAAGGUUAUGCACCCCAGGUUCGCUGAUCUGAUGCCGCACCGUUAAGAAUACAAAGCACUACGUUCUUUUAUCUUUUUUGCUCAACAUGUAUAUAAGAAAUGACACAGGAACCUACUGAAUAGCGUAGAUAUAGGGAGACAGAAUGGUUGCGUGAAAUAAAAGGCGGACUGCAUCUGUAUGUAGUGAAAAUUGCUCCAGUUCAGAGUUGAAUGUUAAUUAAAAAGGUACUGUACAUACAGCUGGAUUCUUUUGCUUGCUAUUGGGGUUUUUGGUUUGUUUGUUUGGGGUUUUUUUUUUGUUUCUUUUUGUGUCACUUGGCAUGAGAUGUUUAUUUUGGACUAUUGUAUAUAAUGUAUUGUAAUAUUUGAAGCACAAAUGUAAUACAGUUUUAUUGUGUUA
Gallus gallus (chicken) is the source of this 6069-nucleotide messenger RNA. It is a transcript of the gene LMO3, whose product is annotated as LIM domain only 3. Gene Ontology annotation, biological process: positive regulation of transcription by RNA polymerase II. The transcript has 4 exons. Bases 5238 to 5696 code for a protein of 152 amino acids. Lineage: Eukaryota; Metazoa; Chordata; Aves; Galliformes; Phasianidae. Gene Ontology annotation, cellular component: nucleus. Gene Ontology annotation, molecular function: transcription coactivator activity; DNA-binding transcription factor binding. The record is from RefSeq and is a predicted model, not a curated record.